Molecule: messenger RNA, 1104 nt
Organism: Diaporthe citri
Lineage: Eukaryota; Fungi; Ascomycota; Sordariomycetes; Diaporthales; Diaporthaceae
Exons: 2
Coding region: 1-1104 (367 amino acids)
Cellular component (GO): cytoplasm
Source: RefSeq, a predicted model, not a curated record
AUGGCUCCCAUCCAAAUCACCAUAAUCACGGGCUUCCUCGGCUCAGGCAAGACAACGCUCAUCCUCAACCUUAUCCCCCAACUAAAAGCCGCCAACCCGGACUACAAGCUCGCCCUUCUCAAAAAUGAAUUCGGUGACCUCGCCAUCGACUCACAGCUCGCAUCGUCAAAUGCCAUAUCCGGCGUGCGGGAAAUGCUCAACGGCUGCAUAUGCUGCAACCUCGUCGGCCAGCUCAGCGAGGCCCUGAAGGAGCUGCAGGCCCAGGUGACACCGGACAGGAUUAUCAUAGAGACCUCCGGCUCAGCAUUCCCUGCCACCCUUGCCAUGGAGAUCAACCGUCUGGCCCGCCAGACAGGGCAAUAUUCCCUGGAUGGUGUUGUGAGCGUGAUCGAUGUGGAGAAUUGGAAGGGGUACGAAGACACGAGCGUCACGGCCAGACUGCAGGCCAAGUAUACCGAUUUAAUCGUGUUCAACAAGUGGGAGAACUGUGAUGAGCGCAGAUUCGACGAAUGCUUGGAUCGCGUCGGCGAUUUGGAGGUUGAGACAGCGUGGGUGAAGAGCAACAAGGGUCAGGUGCCCAUGAACCUCAUAUUUGGUAUCGAUGGGGGGCUAGCUCAGUCCAUAACGGACGAGCCGAGCGGCCACGGCCAUAGCCACGACCAUGACCACGCUCACGACGACAACCACCAAUCUGAGGUCGAGGUGCUGUCAGUCGAACUCACCGGCCCCAAGGGCUCCAGCGUCAACGCAGCAGCACUUCAGAAACUGCUCAAGGCGGCACCGAAGGACGAGGUCUACCGGAUCAAGGCCGUCCUGUCGUCCACCUCUGCGCUCAGGGGCUCCGAUGAAGAUCAGGCGACCCCGACGCCGCCGUACCCAGAGUGCAGGUACAUACUAAACUGGGCUUUUGGACGGUGGACCUUCACACCUGUGCCUGAAACAGUCGACGAGCACGAGUCGAGUGACCAGAAGACCCUUCGCAUGACCAUGAUCCUCGCACGGUACGAGAGCGCGAAAUGGAAGAAGAAGCUUGAGGGCGGGGGCCUUCUCGAGCUGGAGGGUGAUGGUGGCCCGGGGCAACUGGCUGUUACAAAGGUCGCAUAA